Messenger RNA from Sinocyclocheilus rhinocerous, 1129 nucleotides. RefSeq names its product gastrula zinc finger protein XlCGF8.2DB-like. Gene Ontology annotation, biological process: regulation of transcription by RNA polymerase II. The record is from RefSeq and is a predicted model, not a curated record. Bases 101 to 1129 code for a protein of 342 amino acids. Lineage: Eukaryota; Metazoa; Chordata; Actinopteri; Cypriniformes; Cyprinidae. Gene Ontology annotation, molecular function: DNA-binding transcription factor activity, RNA polymerase II-specific. The transcript is spliced from 4 exons. Gene Ontology annotation, cellular component: nucleus.
GAAGAAGCAGAAGCUGCUUUUGGACGCAGCUGCAGCAGCGUUGAGUCUUCUGAGGAGAGAAAUUCAUAUUCGGUGAAGCUCCUGCCACAAACCCUGCAGAAUGAAACACACCGAAGAUUCUGAAGAGCAAACAGAGUUGAUUAAAGAAACCAAGGAGAAUGAAGAACUGAGUGAAGUUGAGGAGAAACCUGGAGAAAAACCUUUGAGUUGCUCUCAAACCAAACAGAAGGAUUUAAAGAAAAGAAGAGCCAAGAAAUGUUUCACUUGCACUCAGUGUGGAAAGAGUUUGUCAAGCAAAUAUCAUCUUGAUGUUCACAUGAGAGUUCAUACUGGAGAGAAACCAUACACAUGUGAUCAGUGCGGAAAGAGCUUCAUUCAAUCAUCAAGCCUUAAGGAUCACAUGAAAAUCCACACUGGAGAAAAUCUAUACAAGUGUUCACACUGUGACAAGAUAUUCAGUCGAUCAGCACACCUGAAAAUGCACGAGAGGAUCCACACUGGAGAGAAACCGUUCACAUGUGAUCAGUGCGGGAAGAGUUUCACACAAUUAUCAAGCCUUAAGAAACACAUCAAUAUCCACACUGGAGAGAAACCGUACAAGUGUUCACAUUGUGACAAGAGAUUCACUCAGUCAGGAAUCCUGAAAACACAUGAGAGGAUCCACAGCAGAGAGAAACCGUUCACUUGUGAUCAGUGCGGGAAGAGCUUCACAAUAAAAGGAAACCUUAAAGAGCAUAUGAGAGUGCAUACUGGAGAGAAGCCGUUCUCUUGUGAUCAAUGUGGGAAGAGUUUAACACAAUCAUCAACCCUGAAGGAUCACAUGAAGAUCCACACUAGAGAGAAGCUGUACGCAUGUGAUCAAUGCAGCAAAACAUUUUUGAGAGCUUCAGUCCUGAAUAAACACCUGAGAGUUCAUACAAAGGAGAAGCCACAUUCUUGUUAUUUGUGUGGAAAGAGUUAUGGCAUCAGAGACACUCGAGCCGCUUUCACACUGCACGUUGGUCCCGGAAAAUUGCCGGAGGGCCUUCUGUGUAAACGCAAACACAUCCCGGGAUUGAUUCCGGGAUUGUUUCCGGGUUGGGGACCUAGUAACAUUGCCGGGUUCAGUCCCGCAAUGAGCUCUGUGUAA